Messenger RNA from Plasmodium coatneyi, 1113 nucleotides. Its product is annotated as KIR protein. The record is from RefSeq and is a predicted model, not a curated record. The transcript has 3 exons. The coding region runs from base 1 to 1113 and encodes 370 amino acids. NCBI's taxonomy places the organism in Eukaryota, Apicomplexa, Aconoidasida, Haemosporida, Plasmodiidae.
AUGGUGGAGGAAGAUUUGAAUGCAUUACCCUCAAGGGAAAUAUAUAAUAAACUAAUUGGGAGUACAGGACACCAUGGAGUUACAAAUUGCAAUGGUGAAAAGCACAUUCAGGAGGUAAUGGAGAAAGUGCAACCAUAUGAAGAAAUUAGAGAGGACAUAGAUAAAAUUAGAAAAGCCUUAUGUUACGUAUCUAAAAUGGACAAUGCUAUGGUUACCAAAAAUACGAAGGAAGAUUACUGUUUUGCUCUUUAUUUCUGGGUAGGUAAAAUAUUAUCCGAAAAAUUAAGUAGCACGAAGUUUCAGAAAACUAUAGUUGCCUAUCAUAAUAAAAUAGUGGAUAAUGAAGAUGAAUAUGAAUGUGCACCUGCAAAACCUAGUACAGACCCUGAUAUUUUUAGGAAACUGAAGAAAUUAUUCGAUUACAAGAAGGACGAAACUUUUAUAUGUAAUGCGUCUAGAGGUGAAGGGGAAACACCUUGCCCUGCAGCAUAUCAGGAAUAUUUACGAGAAGCACAAAAUGCCUAUGAAGUUAUACGUCAAAAAUAUACAGAUAGUACAGAUGAAAGUUGGUAUAUAAAUUUUAAAGACUGGUAUACACAAUAUAGCAGUAAGAAGAAAUUAGAGUUAAAUUGUGAACUGAAAGAUACCGAGAAGCAUGAACUACAGGAUCAGGGGGUAAAAGUUGGAUCACAGGGGAGAAACCCUGAACCCAGGUCAAAAUCAUCAUCCUCCCGUGAAAUCAACACCCCCGCUAUAGCUAUCCCUUCUGCUGGACUUGCAUUCGUGGGAUUACCAACUGUUGCUUUCCUUGCAUAUAGGUACAAUCUCCUACCUCCUGGAAUAAAAAACACCUUCUUUGGAAAAAGCAAUAAAGCAAGAAGUGGAAGAGGAAAAAGAUCCACUGGACGUCACAACUUUGACGACGACACUCUAACAGAGAAUGAUUCUUCUACAGAAUAUGGAACAGUAUAUUCUACGGAAGGGAAUUCAACACUUGGUUCAUCAGAAUAUGAUGCACCAUCAUCAUCUACCACAACCAGAAAAGAAAGAGCAAGAACAAAUAAUAGAUCGCAACAACCAAAAAGAACGAAUAUAAGCUACGGCCGUAUGUAA